AUGUCUACCGCAGACCCUGGGUCCCCACUGCCGGCACCGCCACCACCGGUAUCCGCCACCAGCGUCCAGCCCCCCCGCGACCGGAUCCCGAUAAGCUCGAAGAAGACGCAAGUCACGGGCCCCGCCACCGCCGCACCCAACUAUGCUGCCGCUGCAAGUCAGAUGGCGACUCAAACACCUGAACAACAGCGUGCCAAGGCUCUGGGCAGCCUCCUACAAGCCAUGGGUGCUGUACCCAGAAACCGCAUGGAUCGCUGGGUCCAGGCCAUCUACUUUGCCGAACUCUACCCCGUCGCCACCGCCACAUCGCUGAAAUUUUCGGCCUUGAACGCGAACCGGUCCGUCGAGAACAUCUUCGAUUACGCCCUUGAAGUGACUCUGUCUCACCAGAGCGCCUCGCGAGCGACUCAUGCCGACAAGAUCGAUCUCGUGGCCUGCGUCACGAGGCUGCUAUUGCCCUGCCCAUCUCUCCUAUCUGCUUUGAGCCUGGAGUUCCUCUGCCGGACCAUCUUGUGGCUUAUCAACCACAGAUCUUAGGCGUACAACAUUCAUCAAUCCUGCGUAAUGGGGCGGCUCACCAUCGCGUUACGGUUGGGUUCGUCACCGGCGAGGCACGUGACGCGGCGCUCACGACGCCCCCCGCUCUCACUUGGCGAUCGGCGAAGGCCCGCUUCAUGAAGUCUCACAGGUUCCAUCAUAACAUGGUCGAGCUUCGAAUCAACGUCGGUGUUCAAGGAGUGCCCUCCAUGGAUGCCAUCAUCAAAUCGUUCCAAUCACUUGUGCAAGACCUGUCAGCCAAGGGACAUUCAUGCCAACUUGUGCAGGUUCUGCGCGUUAUCAGCGUGGACAACACCUCGGCCUUUGCCCACGUUGCCGGAGACUACUCGGCUUUCCUACACUUCGAUGACGACUCCCUAUUCCAACGCCCCAACACGACCUUGAAGGAGAUUCUACCUUCGAGGAUCGACCUUCCCACUCGAGGCAUCCCGGUUACCGCCCUUCACCAUGACUAUGAGAAGGAGGCUGCUUGCGGUAGGUGCCACUUUGUGGGUCACGUGGGAACCUGUGGACUGGAUCAGGAGAGGAAGUGGAAGGAGGCUCACAACGGCAUCAUCAACAGCAACAAAAACACCAUCACCCACAACACCAACAUCGCGGAGGCCGAGGCCCCCAUUCCUGUGCUGGUUGUUAACAGGAUCGCAUCACAGAAUCACUUCGCCGGGCUCGAGGUCGAGGAGGGACAGGAGGAAGAGGUAACUGGCCAGGGCGAACAGGGACCAGAGGAAUUGGGGGAGGAAGACGCUGGUGAUAAGGCGGAUGACGAGGACUUGGAGGACUCAGAGAUGGAAUCGGAGGCGGCCGCGAAAACGGAGGUCAUCAAAAUUGAAAGCGAGGACGAGUCGGUCUUGGAGGACUGCAGUGGAUCCGAUGGAGAGGUCAUUGAUGAGAAUGAGGUGAAACGGAAGAGGAGGUGGGCGAUGUGGACGAAGCGAGGGGAUUGAUGAAAGCGGAGAAUGCGGAAGCGACGGACUUAGGGGAAACAAACAGGCUGGACAAUGACGAUGACAGCGACGCCACAGCAACCACCGCCACCGCUUCCUGCGAAUCGACACCGCACGAACCAACCCCACCUCUGUCACCCGAAACUCUCGCCAAGUCGCUAUGCGAGGGGGAGGAGUGGGACAGGAUCAGAGCUAACUGGGUUGAGCAGGCACAACUUGAGCAGGACCAAAGCAUCAAGAGGAGGCUCAACGCUGACACCCCUUUGGUGCAUCACAACUUUGCCACGUGGGACAAGGACGGUGAGAUACGCUCCAUCAACAUCAGGGGGACCACUGCGAAGUUCAAGAAGCAGGUGAUGAAGAGGUCGCAGACUGCGGCGGACCUCAGUGACCCAAGUGACGAACCGACCGACGCCAAGCGAGUCAUCAUCAAAGGGAAGAGCUGCGUCGUGGUGAAGGAUGGAAUAGAGGGGCGGAGGGUGACGAGGUCGAUGUCGGCGGCAGCGGCGAUGCAGGUCGAGGUGACGAAGGUGGACAGAGGGAAAGGAAGAGGGGUAGCUGAGGAAAAAUGA
Microbotryum saponariae is the source of this 2074-nucleotide messenger RNA. The record is from the annotation of a GenBank genome assembly. Lineage: Eukaryota; Fungi; Basidiomycota; Microbotryomycetes; Microbotryales; Microbotryaceae.